UAAACAAAGUGCCAAACGUCGCAAUCGUGCUAAAUUUAUUUGCGGGAACGUGGCGAAAACAAGUGUGGAAUACGGACCUCGAUUUUAUAAUUCAACAUAAGGAAAGUACGCUGAUGAAUUUUGUAACAAUCUCUCCGAUUGGAACUUCGUCGGUAUUGCCUGUAGAAUCACCAGAGAAUACCAGUAGGCUAAAGGAUCUAUUUUUUAGUAACAUUUUUAGUCAUCUGAGGCGAUGGUUUGGAAGCGACGACCACAUUAUGGGCGAUACAGGGCCUUCGGUUAGCCUCGAAUACAUAAACUUAGCAAUAAGUUUAGCGAUAUAUUCGAUACGCUACUCGGCUGUGUUUUGGGGAACAAAUAAAUGUCUGGGAUUAAUAUUUUCCAUUCAAAUGCUAGUCAAUAGCGUCCAAAUUUUGACGACCUACGUUGGAAUAUCUAUACUAUAUAAGAUUCUUGUAAUGAAACCUCAUCCUCCCAUACAACUUAACCAUUUGGCGAUACUGUCACUAUUUAUAUCUUCAUCGCUAGUUAUUUUAUCGUCGAGCGUAGUACUUUACCUUUAUGGACAUACAAGGUUUAAUGGAUUCCUGAAUAAGCAACAGGAGAAGAGAGUAAUAGUGAUAAGGGAAGGCUCUGGACAGUCGAAAUGGAGUUGGGUGGCUUACUUUGGAGCUGUAGUUGUUGUUGUAUUAAUUACGCCCUGCAUAGGACUACUAAUUAAUGAUUUUGUUAUUGUAAAUAAAGUGUGCCAGAAUAAAGCGGUACUGGUAAGUGCCGUUUCGUGCGUAUUCCACGUUUUCAUUUGGAUCAUCGUGUGGGGCUUUCUCUUGAUAAAAAGCUCAUGGACAUUCAAACUGAGGGUUACUGUGGGGAAGGCAGUUGUAAAGCAACCAGCAUCUGUGAAGCUAGUAACGGAUGUAGACCUAAUGACACGCCACUCUCAGGAUCCAAGCGUGCUGCCUUUACUCGUUGUAGGUAACGGGGAAACGUACAGCGUGGCCGAUAUUUCCCCGAAGCGGGAAAUAAUGAACAUCAUCGCAAAGGCGAAGAUGCAACGGAAAAAUGGAGACAACACUAACGGCGAACAGGUUUACUUCAUGAAACCCACGUUAGUCUCCCCGAAAGCUUCGCCGGACGAAGAAGACAUGACGUUCUACAAUAGAGGCAAUAAAAAGGUCACCUUUAAGGAACCCGUUGCACGAGAUAAAAUAGAUUUCGAUGAUGGUGACUAUGCAGCAUUAAAAGAGUUACCAUUACCAUUACCACCCCCGCCACCUUCAGAUGAGGAUGACACGAUCAGUGAAGCUGAGAUAACUACUGUACAUACGGUACACUGCCUACAACGGGAUUCUGCACUUCUUCCAGAGGAGUUAACAGCAAGAUCUGAUUCAAUGAGUACCGGAUCACCGUCACCUCCAGACCAACCAGAAAGUAACACCAGCGAAUCGUCAAGCGGCGUUCAUUCCAAUGAAAGUUCAGAACAUCAACCCAAUAUUGCACCUACCAUAGUCCCUCAGCAUGCACGCAGAGCUUCAAGUAUAGCGAACUUGUCACAAUGCCACACCAAAGAGGAAAUCCAAUGGCGUUCCGGCUCUCUCCAGCGCAACGUGCUGCCCCCAACUAACGGCUUCCUAUUAUCUACAUCUCCGCCACCGACCGUUACUCAGCAACCCGAACACGGAAUAUGUGCGGUUUUAUACGAGACGCCAUCCGAAAGUACGGUAGUUAUACGAAGAAAAGCCCCUCGACCUAAAACGAACGAGAUCGCGCCCGGCGUGGCGAUCAACGAGGAGCCAUUCGGUCGCGCCACGAAUAUGAGGAUGACUUCGUUUACUGAACAUUCUGACCUAAAAGGCAUGCAGAUGACCUCGUCCACGCUCCCGCAUUACCCCACGCAGCCGAUUCCCACGCCGAACAGUUUCCCGCACUGCUCCACGAUGCCCUUACCCCUGCAACACAAACCAAAUGUUAGUAGUUCAACUAAUUUAAGUAUAGGGAAAAGUUGCAACAUAUACCCUAGGUUGCAUACAACCAUUCCGACGCAUCACAACGGCGUCCGAUUGUUUAGUAAUACGCCCACGCCAAAUCCAUAUCUAAAGCGACUCCUUUAGACCACAUUCGUGUUUACUUAGGAAAUUCAGCUUUUAACGUGUCAGCAGUAACCCAUUUGGACUAAUGCAGUGAAAAAUAGUUAGAUGUACUUAGUGUCUUACAAUAAUUAACCGACAGAUCAAGGAAAUUGAGUUGCUCAACAGCCAAGACUCCUAACAGUUCACAUAUUUACAGGGAUUUAUUCAUUAGAUUGCUAGAGCCUAAACGAACAAUCUAACGCCGAGGUAGUACAAUGAAAUCACUGCGUACUGUGUUGGGAACGCAAAUGAAACUGGUCUAGACGAUAGUCCUGGACUUUAUCAGUCGCAUCCAUUGUUUGCUUAAAAUGAACCAAAGAAGUUAUUGUCAAAAUUGUUAAUUUCCAAGAUGGAUUUCGGCUGGAUAAUUAAAUCAAUAUCAAGGUGGCCAUAUCAUGUUACCUACGUAAUGAGAAUAUGAGUACCAGCCUAACUAGAUAACAUAGUCUUAAAUUUUAUACAAACUAGAGGAAUUCCAUGUAUUAUUGUAAAUAAUUGAUUUUUUAAUUACUGUUUCAGUGCAAAUAAUUUAUGUAGUGCUUUGUAUGUAAAUUUACAAUUAAUCAAGGUGAUUAAGUUUGAUCUCUUUAGAUGUAUUAUACGAACAACACUAAUAAGACUUAUCAAAUGAUAAUAAUAAUAUAUCUCGAACAAAUGUACAAUUACGUUAAUU
Photinus pyralis (common eastern firefly) is the source of this 2802-nucleotide messenger RNA. Its product is annotated as protein tincar-like. The record is from RefSeq and is a predicted model, not a curated record. NCBI's taxonomy places the organism in Eukaryota, Metazoa, Arthropoda, Insecta, Coleoptera, Lampyridae. The transcript has 8 exons. The coding region runs from base 114 to 2111 and encodes 665 amino acids.